AUGGCUACGAAUUCAAUUAAACUUUUGGCACCCGAUGUGCAUCGUGGGCUUGCUGAAUUGGUUUCUAAGAGAUUAGGCAUAGAUUUGACGGACAUAAAAUUGAAAAGGGAUCCCUCUGGUGAAGUAUCGUUCUCUAUAGGAGAGUCUGUCCGUGAUCAAGACAUUUUCAUUAUCAUGCAAAUUGGAUCCGGUGUUGUAAACGAUCGGGUUUUGGAGCUUCUUGUCAUGAUCAAUGCUUCAAAAACCGCAUCGGCGCGCAGAAUAACGGCUGUCAUUCCCAAUUUCCCUUACGCUAGACAAGAUCGGAAGGAUAAAAGCCGUGCCCCUAUAACGGCAAAACUCAUGGCAGAUAUGCUAACAACGGCCGGGUGCGAUCACGUUGUUACCAUGGAUCUGCAUGCUUCUCAAAUCCAAGGUUUUUUCGAUGUGCCCGUCGACAACCUAUACGCGGAGCCCAGCGUUGUGCGCUACAUUCGCGAACAUGUGAAUUACAAAGAGUCUAUCAUCAUUUCUCCAGAUGCCGGUGGAGCCAAAAGAGCUGCUGCGUUAGCCGACAGACUCGAUCUCAACUUCGCUUUGAUUCACAAAGAAAGAGCUCGUGCGAACGAAGUCUCCAGAAUGGUUCUUGUGGGUGAUGUUACGGAUAAGGUCUGCAUAAUCGUCGAUGACAUGGCUGACACCUGUGGUACGUUGGCUAAAGCCGCAGAAGUUUUACUAGAUCAUCGCGCUAAAUCUGUCAUUGCCAUAGUCACACACGGUGUUCUCUCAGGCAAAGCUAUUGAAAACAUAAACAACUCCAAAUUGGAUCGAGUAGUUUGCACAAACACUGUACCAUUCGAAGAGAAAAUGAAACUAUGUCCCAAGUUGGAUGUCAUUGAUGUUAGUGCUGUACUUGCGGAGAGUAUUCGUCGUUUGCACAAUGGUGAGAGCAUUUCGUAUCUAUUCAAGAAUUAUCCGUUGUAG
Messenger RNA from Lachancea mirantina, 963 nucleotides. Lineage: Eukaryota; Fungi; Ascomycota; Saccharomycetes; Saccharomycetales; Saccharomycetaceae. The record is from the annotation of a GenBank genome assembly.